UGGGCCUUUUGGGGAGUGCCAGGCAGGAGUGCAGGGCAUCCAUGGGGUACCAUGGGGCCAUGCAAACCUCCUCUGCCAGGGGAGGGCACAGUGUUGCCCCUGCCUCAGUUUCCCCGUUUCCCAGCCAUAGGAUUUUCAAGCUGCAGAUCUGGGAGCAGGGGGUUAGCUGGUGCCUGCCCCCUUUCUGAAGGCUGCCGUGCCCGCAGGCUCAGCUCGCCCCCCCGCCAUGGCAUCGCCGGAUGGAGUCAGCGGCGUGGGCGGCAGCCCUGAGGAGACGGAGCUCAGCAUCACCCUGACCCUCCGCAUGCUCAUGCACGGCAAGGAGAUCGGCAGCAUCAUUGGCAAGAAAGGAGAGACUGUUAAGAGGAUACGAGAGCAGAGCAGCGCACGCAUCACCAUCUCAGAGGGGUCCUGCCCCGAGCGCAUCACCACCAUCACCGGCUCCACUGAUGCCGUCUUCCGAGCCGUCUCCAUGAUCGCCUUCAAGCUGGAGGAGGACCUGGGAGUAGGGAACGAUGGGGCGGCAGCAGGCAGAGCACCGGUGACCCUGCGCCUUGUCAUCCCAGCCAGCCAGUGCGGCUCCCUCAUCGGCAAGGCAGGAUCUAAGAUCCGGGAGAUCCGGGAGAGCACGGGGGCACAGGUGCAGGUGGCCGGCGACCUGCUGCCCAACUCCACGGAACGGGCCGUCACUGUCUCGGGAGUGCCAGACACCAUCAUCCAGUGCGUGAGGCAGAUCUGCGCCGUCAUCCUGGAGUCACCUCCGAAGGGGGCCACCAUACCCUACCACCCUGGCCUCUCUCUGGGCACCAUCCUGCUCUCUGCCAACCAGGGAUUCUCCAUGCAAGGCCAGUACAGUGGAGUGUCUCCUGCAGAGGUGACAAAGCUGCAGCAGCUGUCAGGGCACACGCUCCCCUUCGCCCCUCUGGGCCAUACACCCGCCAUGAUGCCAGGCCUGGAUGCCAGCUCCCAGAGCAGCUCCCAGGAGUUCCUGGUGCCCAACGACCUCAUCGGCUGCAUCAUCGGCCGGCACGGCAGCAAGAUCAGCGAGAUCAGGCAGAUGUCGGGCGCCCACAUCAAGAUUGGGAACCAGACUGAGGGCUCCAGUGAGCGGCACGUGACCAUCACGGGGACCCCCGUCAGCAUCACCCUGGCUCAGUACCUCAUCACAGCCUGCUUAGAGACAGCUAAAUCUACCUCCCAGGUGCCACCGGGCCCUGGCUCCAUGGACCUCGGCAUGGGUUUCUCCCAGCCCCUCGCCCCAGGCUCCGGCACUGCGCUUCCCACCGUUGCCCCGGCCCCUCCAGCCCUGCUGGGCACCCCCUAUGCCAUCUCCCUCUCCAACUUCAUCGGCCUGAAGCCGGUGUCCUUCCUGGCACUGUCUCCGUCUUCUGUGGCGGGUCCCAACGGCGGCACCGCCACCUACACGACCAAGAUCUCAGCGGCCAACGGCACCAAGAAAGCUGACCGGCAGAAGUUCUCACCCUACUGAGCCUCAGUGGGCCAGGCCAGGGUGUCCAGGGUGCCACUUGGUACCAGAGACAUCUCCCUGCCACCCACUCUGGCCCCCAGCCCCUGCCAGGUGCCCCAUGCCCAGGGUGGACCUCCUUGCCCCUCACCCCAGGGAAGGGAAAGGUCUUCCUGGUGGCAAUGCCCGCUGGAGGAAGGGGCUGCUUCAUUGCCUGCUGCCAGUCCCAGCAGCACUGUGCCCCCCUCCCUGAUCUUCCUGCACAGAGACCACAUGUCCUGGUAUUGGGUGGGGGGACUGUUCCUGCUGGCCUAGGGUCCCUUCUCCCAGUUCCCUGUGCCAGCAUGGUACCCCUACCUCCUGCUCCUCCCCCUGCCUACCCUGCCAUCCUGCUGCUGCCCACACUCUUGUCUGGCACCCAAAAGUCAGGUCCCACUGGAUGAGGGACUGCCUGGCCUCUGCAGGAGUCUCUCUUCCCUUGGCUCUGGUGGGGGGCCCUCCCGGGGCCACCCUGGGGCAAUCGCCUCCCAGCAACCCCAUCCAAGAGCCAGUCCCUGCUGGCUUGGAAAUGCUGUAUAUAUGUCUAUAUUUUUUCCUCCUUUGUAACUUAUCAAUGGUUU
Molecule: messenger RNA, 2085 nt
Organism: Chiroxiphia lanceolata (lance-tailed manakin)
Lineage: Eukaryota; Metazoa; Chordata; Aves; Passeriformes; Pipridae
Gene: PCBP4
Product: poly(rC) binding protein 4
Exons: 12
Coding region: 227-1489 (420 amino acids)
Biological process (GO): negative regulation of mRNA splicing, via spliceosome
Cellular component (GO): nucleus; cytoplasm
Molecular function (GO): mRNA binding
Source: RefSeq, a predicted model, not a curated record